AUGGGAUUGCAAGACACGACCAACGGGACGACAAGUCCACAGAAAUCACAGCGUCGUACGGGUGAGCUCGUGUUUGAGUACAUUCCCAGCAUGAAGCGAACCUUCUUGACGCACGAAUAUGCAUCGUACCCGCUAAAGUUUCUUCACCCGUCGACGAUGGUGGCGCCCAACUUCCCCACCGCUGUUGCUUGCAUGUUGGGCUACGGGGGUGGAAUUGUCGGUGGGGACAGUACCCAUGUGGACAUCAAACUCGGCGACAAUGCCACUGUUGUGUUGGGCACCCAAGCCACGACGAAAGUGUACAAGCCCAAACCGUUAGCCCCUGCGACGCUGUCAACCCAACACCUCACAGUCCGCAUCGGCGCCGACAGCCUCUUCGUCCAUGUCCCUCAUCCCAUCACAUGCUUCCAAGGCGCACUGUACGCCCAGCACCAGCGCUUCUUCCUGCAUGCCACAUCAUCCCUCGUUUUGGUCGAUUGGAUGACUAGUGGCCGUCUAGCCUGUGGCGAGUCGUGGAGCUUUGCCUCCUUCGAAAGCUGCAACGAAGUGCGCUACGAAGUCGACAACGGUGAGGUGCUGGUUGUGCUUCUGGAUCGACUUCGCUUGCUCGACGAACCUCACGACCCGUUGGCCGCGCGUAUGGGAGGCAUGGCAGUCUUUGGCACAGUCGUCCUCAUCGGACCCAGGCUCCACUCCUUCGUCCAGCUGCUCCUCCAAGACACCGCACGCAAGUCGUUGGCACCCCACCAACCGCCCGUUCCCGCCGGUGCCACACAUGUCCAGAACGUCCGGGCUGCCGUGAGUCCGCUCACUCCCAGCCAUCCGUUGCUGACGUCGUCGUCGUCCUCCUCUGGGGCCAUCGUGCGGGUCGCCGGCACCACGACCGAAGCCACAUACGAGUACAUGCGUGCGCUGUUGCUUCCGCUCGAAAAUAUCGUCGGGGUGCGCUGCUUCGGCGAAAAUCGAUGA
Molecule: messenger RNA, 969 nt
Organism: Aphanomyces astaci
Lineage: Eukaryota; Oomycota; Saprolegniomycetes; Saprolegniales; Verrucalvaceae
Exons: 3
Coding region: 1-969 (322 amino acids)
Molecular function (GO): nickel cation binding
Source: RefSeq, a predicted model, not a curated record